Messenger RNA from Mus pahari (shrew mouse), 1055 nucleotides. RefSeq names its product derlin 3 (gene Derl3). The transcript is spliced from 7 exons. Gene Ontology annotation, molecular function: ubiquitin-specific protease binding; misfolded protein binding. Gene Ontology annotation, cellular component: Hrd1p ubiquitin ligase ERAD-L complex; endoplasmic reticulum membrane. Gene Ontology annotation, biological process: endoplasmic reticulum unfolded protein response. Lineage: Eukaryota; Metazoa; Chordata; Mammalia; Rodentia; Muridae. The record is from RefSeq and is a predicted model, not a curated record. Bases 21 to 707 code for a protein of 228 amino acids.
CGCGCGCUGAGGAUUUUUCGAUGGCUGGGCAGAGGCUGGCGGCGGGCUUCCUGCAGGUGCCCGCGGUGACACGCGCCUACACCGCGGCCUGCGUCCUCACCACGGCUGCAGUGCAGCUGGAGCUCCUCAGCCCCUUCCAGCUCUACUUCAACCCACACCUGGUGUUCCGGAAGUUCCAGGUCUGGAGGCUCAUCACCACCUUCCUCUUCUUCGGGCCCCUGGGAUUCGGCUUCUUUUUCAACAUGCUCUUCGUGUUCCGCUACUGCCGCAUGCUGGAGGAGGGCUCUUUCCGUGGCCGCAAGGCUGACUUCGUUUUCAUGUUUCUCUUCGGUGGUGUUCUUAUGACUCUGUUGGGAUUCCUGGGCAGCCUGUUCUUCCUGGGACAGGCCCUCAUGGCCAUGCUGGUCUAUGUGUGGAGCCGUCGCAGCCCUCACGUGAGGGUCAACUUCUUCGGCUUACUCAACUUCCAGGCGCCAUUCCUGCCCUGGGCCCUCAUGGGCUUCUCCCUGCUGCUGGGCAACUCAGUAGUCACAGACCUGCUAGGGAUCCUCGUGGGCCACAUCUACUACUUCCUAGAAGACGUCUUUCCCAACCAGCCUGGAGGCAAGAGGCUGCUGCUGACCCCCAGCGUGCUGAAGCUGCUACUAGAUGACCCUCAGGAGGACCCCAAUUACCUGCCCCUUCCCGAAGAGCAGCCAGAGCCCUAACUGCAGCUCCCGGAGCAGGAAGCCCACUGACAGCACUCUAUCCUUCCCUCCACCUCAGUUCCGGCUGAGCAGCCUUGGUGCCCCGGCCACCAACACCCUCCACUUCCCUGUGCCAUCUCUGCUCAGCGGUAAUAAUAGGACCCGGUGCCCAGAGAGGUCCCAGACUGCCUACGGAGGCCAAGCUGAGUUCUGAACUAGGUACCCACAGGCCUCACCUUCACGCUGCCCGUGCCUCCACAGAGACCUCAGCCCAGGCAACAGAAAUCCCACCUGUGGUGCCUGUGGGCUGAUGCCACCCCCUAGUCUGUCUUCAUUUAAAACAAGUCUUCACCUUCUCCAGCUGGUGAU